Grus americana (Whooping crane) is the source of this 8101-nucleotide messenger RNA. It is a transcript of the gene CORIN, whose product is annotated as corin, serine peptidase. Gene Ontology annotation, biological process: peptide hormone processing; regulation of blood pressure; acrosome reaction. The coding region runs from base 107 to 3502 and encodes 1131 amino acids. Gene Ontology annotation, molecular function: serine-type endopeptidase activity; protein binding. Gene Ontology annotation, cellular component: membrane. The record is from RefSeq and is a predicted model, not a curated record. The transcript has 22 exons. NCBI's taxonomy places the organism in Eukaryota, Metazoa, Chordata, Aves, Gruiformes, Gruidae.
AAGUCUGUAUGUGCGGGAGGCGGGCGGCCGCGGCUCGUCAGACACGGAGGUAGAGAAGGGGGGGGGGCGGCGGCCAAAGUGAAGAGGGUUCAGCAGCAGCUAGAGCAUGCUCUCCAUGCAACAGUUCCCUGCCCUGCCCGCGGAGGAGGAGCGCUACCGGCAGGUCCUCUCCGCCAACCGGGUCUUAGGAACAGAUGAGGAUAACAUGGGGGAUGGUUGUUCUCAGAAAUUGGCUUCUGCCAAGUUCCUUCGACUUUUGCUCCUAAUACUGAUUCCAUGCAUCUGUGCCCUUAUCCUUUUGUUGGUGAUCCUGCUUACAUUUGUAGGGGUGUUAGAAAAAACAUGCUUUUAUUCAAAUGGCAGUGAGGUCCUCACAGCUAACAGUGACAGUGAAACUUCUGAUAUUCUUUUGCCAAACAUGGUUGAAAACAGUUCUGAGAUUGAUCCCACAACGGAUCUCAGCACACGGCCUUCUUCCUGGACCACUAUGCCUUUAUCCCACAUUGACCAAAUGAACAAGAACUCAAAUAUAUUUAGAGAGACUUUCCAGGAAAAUUCACUUACUCUCACAACUCAGGCCACAGUGCUCAAUCCUCACCCUACAUAUGAUGCUGCUUUGGCAGAGGGCUCUGAGGAGAGCACCCAGCUGUUUGCCACUGCAGAGGAGGUGACGUCUUUGUGGUCUACAGAUGCAUCCUUUAACAACACAGAGAGGAUGACCACUCUACCAGUAUUAACUCCUACACGUCCAUCUGUGUCACAAGAAAUGGAUCAGAAAAAAAGUGCCUGCAUAAAUAUCACCAACAGCCAGUGCCAAAUGCUGCCAUAUAACUACACCACUAUAACUUCAGUUCUUUCCAUUGUCAAAAGUAUUGAAAUGGAAAAGUUCCUGAAGUUCUUCAGUUAUCUCAAUCGUCUCAGCUGCUAUCAACACAUCAUGCUGUUUGGCUGUAGUCUUGCUCUUCCUGAAUGCAUCAGUGACGGUGAUGACAGUCGAGGCCUCUUGCCCUGCAGGACAUUUUGUGAGGCAGCAAAAGAAGGCUGUGAACCAGUCUUGGGUAUGGUAAAUGCUUCUUGGCCAGAAUUCCUGAAGUGUUCUCAAUUCCAAAACAAAACUGAAAAUGACACCACUACAAGAGUAUGCUUCUCACCACACCAAGAAAAAGGAAAGCAGUCACUGUGCGGAGGAGAGGACAGUUUCUUGUGUGCCAGUGGGAUCUGCAUCCCAGGGAAACUGCAGUGUAAUGGCUACAAUGACUGUGAUGAUUGGAGUGAUGAGGUCCAUUGCAACUGCAGUGAUGAUACAUUUCGUUGCAACACGGGAAAAUGCCUAAAUUAUACCUUUGUUUGUGAUGGAUAUGAUGACUGUGGAGACCUUAGUGAUGAACAAAACUGUGAUUGUAAUCCAGUGACACAUCAUCAGUGUGGAGAUGGGAGAUGUAUAACAGCUGAUUGGGUAUGUGAUGGUGACCAUGACUGUAUAGACAAAUCAGAUGAGAUCAAUUGCUCAUGUCAUAGUCAGGGUCUGGUGGAAUGCAGAAAUGGGCAGUGCAUUCCUAGUGCAUUCCAGUGCGAUGGAGAUAAUGACUGUAAAGAUGGAAGUGAUGAAGAAAACUGCAGUGAAAGUCAAACCCUCUGUCAGGAGGGAGACCAGAGAUGUACUUCCUGUCCUGAUCCCUGUGGAACUUCUCUCUGUGAGAUGAGAAACAGCCAGACAAACUGCAGUCAGUGUGAACCAAUUACUCUGGAACUCUGUAUGAACUUGCCUUACAACUAUACUUAUUACCCAAACUACCUGGGCCACAGGACGCAGAAGGAAGCCUCUAUCAGCUGGGAGUCUUCUCUUUUCCCAGCCUUGGUUCAGACCAACUGCUACAAGUACCUUAUGUUCUUUGCCUGUACAAUCUUAGUACCAAAAUGUGACCCCCAUACAAAUCAGCGGAUCCCACCUUGCAGGACAUUAUGUGUACAGUCUAAGGAACGCUGUGAGUCUGUGCUUGGGAUUGUAGGUCUGCAGUGGCCAGAAGAUACUGACUGCACUCAGUUUCCAGAUGAGAAUUCAGACAACCAAACUUGUCUAACACCAGAUGAAGAUGUAGAAGAAUGCUCACCCAGUCACUUCAAGUGCCGUUCUGGGAGGUGUGUCCUGGCAUCCAGAAGAUGUGAUGGUCAAGCCGACUGUGAGGAUGAUAGUGAUGAGGACAGCUGCGGUUGUAGAGAAAGGGGUCUUUGGGAGUGUCCUUUGAAGAAGCUGUGCAUCAAACACGCUAUGAUCUGUGAUGGUUUCCCAGACUGCCCUGACAUGAUGGAUGAAAAGAAUUGCUCAUUUUGUGAAGAGAGUGAACUUGAAUGUGCCAACCAUGAAUGUGUGCCACGUGAGCUCUGGUGCGAUGGGCAAGCAGACUGCAGUGACAGCUCAGACGAAUGGGACUGUGUUACCUUGUCUAAAAACAUGAAUUCCUUGAUGUUCCUGACCAUUCACAGGUCAGCUGCUGAUAACCAUGUUUGUGCUGAUGAGUGGCAAGAAAAUUUAAGCCAACUGGCCUGCAAUCAGAUGGGUUUAGGAGGACCAUCCAAAACAGAAAUUGUAAUAGAGAAUGAGGAAAUGCAGCAUCAAAAAUGGCUCAAUCUGCACUCAGACUGGAAGAAUAAAAAUGCUUCCACUUUACACGCACUUCUAGUGAAUGGACAGAUGUGUCGAAGCAGAAGCAAAGUGGCUCUCUUUUGCACUAAAGAAGACUGUGGCCGUCGCCCAGCUGCUCGCAUGAACAAGAGGAUCCUUGGUGGUAGGACCAGUCGCCCAGGCCGAUGGCCGUGGCAAUGCUCCCUGCAGAGUGAGCCAAGCGGACACAUAUGUGGCUGUGUUCUGAUUGCAAAGAGAUGGGUCUUGACUGUAGCACACUGCUUUGAAGGGAGAGAAAACGCAGCUGUUUGGAAAGUAGUGUUUGGGAUUAGCAACCUUGAUCAUCCAUCAGGCUUCAUGCAGACCCGAUUAGUGAAGACCAUUAUCCUCCAUCCACGCUACAACAGAGCUGUCGUAGACUAUGAUAUCAGCAUUGUGGAACUAGAUGGGGAUAUCAACGAGACAAGCUAUGUAAGACCUGUCUGUCUGCCCAGCAAGGACCAGUUGGUUCGGCCAGACACCUACUGCUACAUCACGGGCUGGGGACACAUGGGCAACAAAAUGCCUUUCAAGCUUCAGGAAGGAGAGGUUCGCAUCAUUUCCUUAGAACAAUGCCAGUCAUACUUUGACAUGAAAACCAUCACCAGCAGGAUGCUGUGUGCUGGCUACGAGUCUGGCACUGUGGACUCUUGCAUGGGUGACAGCGGAGGACCACUUGUGUGUGAGCAACCUGCAGGGCGCUGGACUUUGUUUGGUUUGACAUCUUGGGGCUCUGUCUGCUUUUCCAAGGUUUUGGGACCUGGAGUUUACAGUAAUGUGUCACAUUUUAUCGAGUGGAUUGAAAGACAAAUAUACAUCCACACCUUUCUGCUAAACUAACUCCAGAUGGUAAGAGUUGUGCUGACAGACAUAAGAAAAAAGGAAUCAGCACGUCAACACUGAAGAUUUUGCAGUCCAGAAACUCUAUGAAAGGGAGUUUCAAGCUCUAUCUAUUCUUGUUGUGGAGCUAGGGAAUAUGCAGUGUAUGUUAAUGGUAAACCUCCGCUGGUGAAUAUACUUUGGGAUAGAAUUAAUAAUCCUUUUGACUUUUCUUUUAACUGUGUUGUGGUGCUUUUCCAAACACAGCAGAAGGCUUAAAAGAAAAGAAUCAGCCACUUUCUGCCUUUCAGCUAUUCAAACUAAGCAGUAGCACAGACUAGAAAAACCUUUUUAGAUAACCUAUUUUAAUACUAUUCAACUAGUAGCACAUACAUUUUCACUAACUUGUUGUCAUGAGGAGUGAACUCAGUGCAUUCAGAUGGUACCGACAGGACAUAUAGUCACAAGGGGAACCCCAGGCAUGGCUGCAGCUCAGGCCGUGGGAGAGAUCCAUGAGUUUCUACGUCCAUGGGGCACAGGACACAUCAAAGUACGCAUGCAGGUCUCCAAAGGUGCGUAGCCAUGCUGCUGGUGUGCCCGAGCUAGCGCCUUCUGUCCCUCAGGGCGGGUAACUCACAUGGCCAUAACCAGGUACCAUCCUGACUCCGCCAUCUCUGCGGUGCGACAGCAGGACCAGCAGGCCCACAGACCCCUAACCACCACCUGAGGCACCCGAGGCCAAAACUGAGGUGCUCAGGCUCUUUGAAUGGUUUCUGCCACUUAAUUUUCUGAAGCUUCCCAUGUCUUAACGUCUCUGGGAAACACCCAUGCCUUGACUGCACUACAUUUAUCAAAAACUACGCCCUGCUGGCUUUUUUCCCUGUUUUGUAUAGCGUGUUCAGCCUAUAAAGCGUGCAGUGAACAUCUCCAGCCCUCCAAAAACACAACAGGGUUGGCAAUGCCACUGCAAUGAUUUCUCCCCCUAGAACUGGCUAGUUUGAAUAUCUGAUGAGAUAUGGAAAAAAAAAAUGCAGAUUUAAAGUGCAAAAGAUGCAGUGUGAGCAGUAUCCUCAAUAUUGGGAACCUGGGUAUUUUUGGAUAGGUGUCUUCUAGUGUCUUGCAUUGAAAGUUUCAUUUUGCUUAGCAAGAUUAAACAAUUCGGAAAAAGGCAGAAAGAGAUCUGAAUAAUAGAAGACUGGGAUUCCAGCUUCUGUUCAAAUGAAUAUUAGAAAUACGUUAAGCAAAGUCCAGCAGCUUCAUCCCCAAAGGCUCCAAGAGCUGUGCUCAAGUGCUUGGUGGUAGAUGGCAGAGUGGUCUGUGCAGUAGGUAAGAAGAGGCUAAGCCUUGACUCCAGGAAUGUCUGGUUAAAAAAAAUUAUACUGGAGCUUGGCCUCUCGAUGGCGCUAGCAGGGAGGUGUGUCUUACCAACUGCUGUAGGGAUGUCCUGCGCAGCUCACAGCUUUUGGGAAGCCAGAGUAGGAGUCAGGAACCUGAGAUUACAGGAUGAAUUUCACUGGGGAGCAAUGUGUUUACAACUUGCCUGUUAUCAGUGCUGUGCCUGCCCCCCAUGAAUCCAGCCUAAGGCAUAUAAUUACCUUCUCUGCUACCUCUGGCAUGCCCCCAUGACAACAUGGCAGGGCCUCGUCAAUACCAUGACUGCCGUACGUGGAAACAUGCAUUAAAAGAGCUAACUAAUGGAUGUUUCAGGUACUAUUACUCAUCUUACAAUUAAUCUACAUAGAUCUGAUUAUUGCUUUAGUGAGGUUUUACCUCUUAUUUCUGUAUCUUCUCCUUUAACAUGCCUAACAUUAGACAUAAUAGACAGUGCUCUAGACAGCGUUAUUAAUAAAUAUUCAAUAUUUGUUAUGGAUUCUGGAACCCUAUUUAAGUGACUAUUGUACCACUGUUUCAUGCUCAGAAAGAAAACCCUUCUACCCUUUGCUAGAUUUGUUUUUUUUUUUUUUUUAUAUAUUAAGGAUUUUGUUUUUACUAUAACAUAUAAAUGCUCUUCUCCCCCCCCCCCGCUAUAAAUAAGAGAAAGCAGCUGUGACCAUCUUUUCCCAGUGCAAGUAGCUCACAGAUGAAGCAGGUUACUGAUGCCCUUGCCUCAAGGAUCUGGAAGCUGGAGCCCUCAGUCCCCCCCGGAUCAGCCUUUCUCUGGGGCCAGGAUCUCUGCAGCUGUAGGGCAGCGCAGUUCCAAGUCCCAGAGCCGGUUACCUGACUGGGAGUUACCGGAGCAGGCAGCCCAGGGGCUGUCAGAGGCAGCCCACCCCGCUGCCCAGCUGACAGGCCUGGUGACGUGCAGGCUUCAGUGAGGUCUGUUUUCUAGAAGUAAAAACAAAGAGGUGCUGCUGUGAAAUGAACAGCCCAGCUCGAUAUUUUUCCACCAGAUGAAGUGGUUAGCAGCUUUGAAAUUUGUAAAGCACUGGAGUAUAUAUAAUCCUUUCAUGUAGAUAUUAGCGCUACCAAAUGAUAAUAUGUAAUCACACAUUUUAAUUAACGGAGUUUGGCCUGCCACCAGUUUCCAAGCAGUCCCUCCCAGGCAAGGAGGGAGAGCCCUGCCUGAAGGUACGGUCCAGCUCCCUCCUGUAUGAGCUCCAGCUGGAGAACCUGCAGGCUGAGCGCCACUCCUCAUGGCUUUUGGAGGGAGCAGUUGGGUCUUUCCCUUCCCCACAACUGUGUCUGACACAACAUUCCAUGUAAAGAGGAAAUUUGUAAUUUUAUACACGUAUUUUUAUACUGCUUUUUUUAUGUGUGCACAUGAAUAGGCAAACAUACUCCUCCUACUACUGUAUCAAGCCUUUCCCUGUGUGCUGAUGUAAUGGCUCUGAUCAGUUAUGCUGUUUCUCCUACAAGCGUAGCCGCACUGUAAGGUAACAAGUGUUGGUUAUACUUCUACCACAGCUGUAGCUCCAAAUGGAAGCAAUGUCACACAGUCAGAUAUGUUUCUUUCUAGCUGUACUAAUAAAAAUUUACAAUCAUUUUCCAAGUAACUUCUCUGUUGAAAAUGUGUUUUAAUCUUUAGAGGGAGAGACUCAACGACAAUAUGGAGCUGUGAAGUUGUAACUUUAGCAAUAAUGCUUAAAAAUAGCCAUAACAAGCUAUUUACAUACCCUGACCUAGCUUUUUUAAUCAGCCCUGACAGCCCUGUGAGCACUACAACAUUUGUGGAGGUUCUGGCACUACCAUCACUGCACAACUUGUAGUUUCUCCUGCAUGUAUGCUUCCAAUCAAAUUUCUUCAAACACUUUUUGUUCUAUGGCUUUCCUGAGGAAUACAAUUAGUUUGAAAUAAUCAUCUCCUUUUAACUGGUACGCAGCAUUUCAACAACAUGUACACAUGCUGAAAUCAAAAUAAUACACAUGCAAAAACUUAAAAUAGUUAAAAUUUGCCUGUUCAUGGCAGUCAACAGUAAGGUAUCCAGAACCAGCAGGGCAAGAGUAACAUACCCAGAGUAAACCAGGAACAAACAUUACAACACCCAUACUGAAUUGAGCUAUGGGACCCUUCUUAGCACAGUCAUCUUCCCAACUUGUCCAUUAGCCUUGGCGGACAGCAAGGGCUAGUGGGACCGGCAGGCGCUCUGCCUUUGCUGGUCCUCAGCCUUGCGCUGCAGCCAGCGGGGCGGGGAGGAACCCCAGCCUGGCCCCAGGGACAGGCCAAAGCUCACCAUGCUGCGAAAACACUUGGUAAGGGCUGUGGCUGACUGCCACCCGCAAAUGCUUAGCACAGGUGUGGCCACUGUGAAUAAUUUAAAAAACUGUAUUUUUUCUGUAAAUCAAAUACCGCACAUCAAAAAAGUGAGUUAAAGCUGCUGUAGGUGUAGUUACAAAGUUUGGGGAAGUCGAAGGUGGUUGUUUUGGUUUGUUUUAAACUGACAACCAGCAGUGUAAAUGCUGUGCUUGCCUUCCUGACAUCUGGAAGGCACCUGUGAGAUGAUCUUGAAGAGCUUGUUUUCAAAAUGGAAAAGUCAGGUCACGCUGUGCCUAAGUGCAGGAGUGCAGAAGCAAACGGGAUCCUGACGUCUCCAGUGCUAAAAAAAAAUAAAUAAAGGAAGCAUUCAACUGUUGAGAAGCAAAGGGAGAGUGAUUUGCUUGCACCCUUCAUUUGGCACCACUUUAGAUAUGGUCAAUCAACAUUUUGAAGCUUUUAUUAGAGAGUCACUACCCUCAUCUCUCCUUUAAUAAAAAAUAGCAAGUGAUCACAGCAGACAGCCCUUAGAUAUUUCUGCUGUUUGUCCACCAAAAAAAAAAAAAAAAAAGGGAAAAGAUGGGUUUUUACACAACAGACUGCUUCUCACAGUCCUCUAAAAGAACACAACCAAUAGUGGACAAUUUAAAGCAACAUGCACCAUCAGUGAAACAACACACCAAGAAUAAAAUAAAAGUGUGUGUGCGUGUGUUAUUUCGUACCACUUCAAGUGGUACAAAAGUACUUACAAUCUCAGCACAGAGGAACUUUUAAAAGGACUUACAGGUUCAAGGCCACCCACAGGGUCUGGCGCUUUUGAGACCCAGAUGAACUCAUCCUUCAUCCAUCCUGAAAGCCUCAUUGCACUAAGCAGUGAGGUGAUGAGCCUUGCUAAAAGCCGCCUAACAGCAAUUUCACUGUCCUUGAGGC